This is a messenger RNA of Corapipo altera (White-ruffed manakin), 864 nucleotides long. RefSeq names its product tumor suppressor 2, mitochondrial calcium regulator (gene TUSC2). The transcript has 5 exons. Bases 1 to 618 code for a protein of 205 amino acids. Gene Ontology annotation, biological process: inflammatory response; regulation of mitochondrial membrane potential. NCBI's taxonomy places the organism in Eukaryota, Metazoa, Chordata, Aves, Passeriformes, Pipridae. The record is from RefSeq and is a predicted model, not a curated record. Gene Ontology annotation, cellular component: mitochondrion.
AUGGAACUCAUCGAGCUGCGGGAGCUGCAGCCGGAGCCUCGGCCGGGCCGGGGCCGCCUGGAACGGGCCAACGCUCUGCGCAUCAGCCCGGCCCGCCGGCCCGGCCCCGGAGCGCAUCCUGACCCGCGGCUGACGGCGGCACCGGGCGGCGGGCACCGCUUCGAGCCGCGGCGCCGCGGGCUGCACACCUGGUGCGAUCUCUGCGGGGACUUCGUCUGGGGCGGCGGCAGGAAGAGCCUCCAGUGCCGCCACUGCAGCUUCACCUGCCACUACCGGUGCCGGGCCCUGGUGCGGCUGGACUGCAGUGGCCCCCCGGGUGCCAGCGAUGAGGAUGAUGGCAACGAGCAGGUGCUGGAGAAGGACACCAACGUGGCCCUGGCCCGGGCGCGGGCCGCGCGCGCCGCCACCCCCUUCGUGUUCACGCGGCGCGGCUCCAUGUACUACGAUGAGGACGGGGAUCUUGCUCACGAGUUCUACGAGGAGACAAUCGUCACCAAGAACGGGAGGAAGCGCGCCAAGCUGAAGAGGAUCCACAAGAACCUGAUACCUCAGGGCAUAGUGAAACUAGAGCACCCUCGCAUUCACGUGGAUUUCCCGGUGAUCAUCUGCGAGGUGUGAGUCCCAGACAUCUCUGCCUGCGGGCGGGAGGCCCUGCCCCACCGCCCCCAGCCUUGCCGGGCCAGGCUGCCCCAUGUUCCCACCCGAGGAGGACUCCGGGCGCACGGCGGGACAGUGGCUCUCCCCUCGCCCGGAGGUGAGGCGGAGCAGAGCAGGCCCUCGCAGGAGAUGGGUGACCUCGUGCAACGACUGCUUAAAAACAUCCUCGCUUGAGUCAGAAGACUAAAAUACCUAUUGUAGCCUCUA